GUUUCCGCAUCAUAUCUUUCGACCGGCAAGUAUGCACAAUGGUGCAACAGGAAGUUCACUGGUUUCUUCCUCGCAUCUUCUUGAAGCAACGUGGGAAAAUGCGCUCUCCCAUUUCCGCCGUGCUCUCAUGGAGUGUGGAUCUCCUUUAAAUUUGGAGCACUCUCAACGGAUCGGUUUACUUUUCGCAAAACGAGUUGGCGACUCGGAGGAAUUGAAGAAGUGGGCGUCCAUUUUCGACGCUGAAAACGUCCCCACAACAGCAUUACUCUUGAAAGCUUUGGUGAAUCACAACCAGUGGAAGACAGCUAUACAAUUACUCGAGCUAAACAAAGAUGCUAGCGCAUCGAAGGAACUAGCCAAAGUACUGGCGCAGAAUUUAACACGAAUAGGUUUAUGGCAAGAAACGCUGUCCCUCACCUCACUUCUUUCGCAACAUAAAUCAGACGAUUCUUCUCAAGAAUCUCUAGAACCCACCGCAGCCUCAUCGUUACUGUUAACUGAGCAGAAAAAUAGUGACAGCUACCAAAUGGCAACAAACCCUGCGUUUUUGCCAGACGAAGAGCAGACUAGCUACUGCGGCUUUGUCGCGGCGGUUGCACAAGGGUUUCCACAUCGACGCGACUGGGAAAAGGCGCACGCAGUUCUUCACGAGCUCCAGCAAGUCACGGAUUUCAAGACGCAAUUAAAGCUUUUCGAAUACGACAUUGCCCGACUGGUGCAUGAUGGACAACAGUAUGAAGUGGUGGUGGAACGGAGUCGUACAGACUCUCGCUUUCGUACCUCGCCUUCGCUUCUCCGAUCUUUGCUGCAUUGCGCGCUCGCUCUGAGAGACAGGUCAUUGGGCAUGCAAAGUGUUGAACUUCUCUGUUCAAUGGGUCCUUCCGCCAUUUCUGUGAGGAUGUUUGAGAGUGCGUGCAUGCUCUUCAUUUCAAGCGACACCGAGUACAGCAAAAGCGACUUGGUCCAGUUUGAAUCAGUUGUCUGCUAUUACGCAAAUUACAUCCUGAAGCCUGAGAUUCAAAAACUGGUUGCUGUCUUUUGUGCUGAUUAUGAUCUUCAAAUACCAGUUUUUGUCUCUGCCAAUACCGGUGCGUCGUUGCCAGACGGUAAAACACCUUCACUGCAAGCUGCGAGAACUGUGACUCAGCUUGACCGAAUGGCCACAAUACUUUUGAGUCAGGGCCGAUGGAAGGAAGCCCUGCAGGUAGCUGAUCAGAUUACAAGCCGAACAGCACAGAAUGAGAGUGAGGAAGUUAUUAUUAAAAUGCUUCGUGCUAAUAGCGGCUCGUGGGAAAAAACCUUGCAAUUUUUUGCGGAUUGA
Molecule: messenger RNA, 1321 nt
Organism: Leptomonas pyrrhocoris
Lineage: Eukaryota; Euglenozoa; Kinetoplastea; Trypanosomatida; Trypanosomatidae
Exons: 1
Coding region: 32-1321 (429 amino acids)
Source: RefSeq, a predicted model, not a curated record